Ectocarpus sp. CCAP 1310/34 is the source of this 1589-nucleotide messenger RNA. The record is from the annotation of a GenBank genome assembly. Lineage: Eukaryota; Phaeophyceae; Ectocarpales; Ectocarpaceae.
GUACGGUCAGUUCCAGCUCUGGGAGCGUUGGAAUGUGGAUCAAGUGCCUUUGCCAUUCGUGAACGGGCUGAUCAGCACGUGGGAGAAGACAGGCGCGUUGCGUGUAGCCAUCUCGCAGCCCUUUGCUGGCCUAGAGAAAAGGCAGUGCACCAUGCAAGUCAUCUUCGGUCCGGGUGAGAAGAAUAUGCGGAUUUCGGUGAUUUUCCGAGGUCAGGGGAAGCGGAUUUCGCCGGUGGAGAAAGCCGCGUACCACAAGGACGUGGACGUGUUUUUCCAGGAGAAUGCGUGGGCGGACCAAAAGUUCUGCAUGGAGUGGGCCAAGAGGUCGUACCGCGAAGGCCUGAUCCGCGGGCGGGGUGAGCUCCCCAAGGCGAGGUCCAUUCUGAUAAUGGACAACUUGCACGCGCAGACCACGGACGAUGUCAAGGGGUAUCUUGCGAAGCAGUGCAACACUAUCGCCUGGCUUGGCCCUGCCGAGUGCACGGACGAGGUGCAGCCAGUUGAUGCAGGAGCCGGACGAUUUCUCAAGGUGGAAGUUGGUAACGAGAUGGACAAGUGGCUCGAUCAGUCGGACAACAUCGAGAGGUGGGAAACCGCGUCGCUGACAGCAUCUGACCGGCGCGUACUGAUCACUCAAUGGACGGGAGCGGCCGUGGCAAAACUCAACAGCAAUCAGGGGUACCGACACCGCCUUUUCGAAAAGUGCGGGAUGGCGAUGACCGUGGACGGCUCAGGCGAUGAUCGAAUCACCUUGGAGGGUUUGGACCAGCCGUACACCUUCCCAAACGAUGACGACUCCAGCGAGAACGAAGGAGGAUCGGAGGACGGCAGCGAUGGGCCCGAGGGGCGGGAGGAGGAGGGCGCCGGAAGGCGCGAGCCGGUCGUCGGGGAUGAGCGCAACGGUGCCAACAGCGGGGAGGGCAUGGAGGGCGCUGGAUACAGCGAUGAAGACGACGACAACAUGUCUCAAUCCCAGACCGACGCGCUAGCUCUUUUGGACGAGGACGACAGCAUGGACCCAGACGACCCGGAGGACGAGACGCAGGGAAUGGAGAUCCCGGCGGGCUUUCCGCCUUCAAGAAUCUACCUCCGCUGCUCUUGACAGAUUUCUUUUGCAACGUGGAGUGUUUGUUCGGCUGGGCAUGGGGUGGUUCGGUGGGUUGAUCAUUCAGCAAUCUCCGCAGCGCCACCUGUACGACUACUAUGUGCAGCUGGAAGUAGGCCACAGUACGCGCAAUAUGAAGCUGCCCUUAGACAAGUACAGCGGAGAUCCGGACGCGGCGGUAGGCUCAUGGGUUUUGCUUGAGAGCGUCAGUAGGGCGGGAAGGGUACGCACCCCCAACGUCACUCUUGUGUCACCAAGACGGUUGACAGUUGCCCAAUGGGGGGGUGUUUGCGGAUAUGAAACUCUGCGUCGAGUGCAGUUGAGUAGUGCACCAAUUGAGCAGUCGAUGAUGAAAUAAGAACAAGAACACCGUUUCUGGAGACAACUGGACGACGAAAUAUGAACUUGUGCUCGGCUUGGGGCAGCCAACAAGAAGCGAGCCUCGCUCCAAAUAAGAGGUUCUUAAGUGCGGGCCGGUUCUGUA